AAAAAAUUAAUCAUUUUGAAUAAAAAUUAUUUGAUUGUUAUGUUUUCACCCCCAAAAUUUGAAAGUGAAUCAAAAUCAAUCCAUAAUUAAUAAAAGAUUUAAGAAAUGUCAUAGAAGAAGGGUAAUCUUGUAUAAAGUAGUUCUUAGUAGUAUGUGAAUUCAUUUUAAGGAACUACAGUCCAACUACAAAAACAGAAUAAUGAGGCUUAAAAUUAAUUCUCAAGUCAGCAAAAUCAAUAGCAAUUUAACCUUGCUAAUGAAAAUACAAAUUUAAUUCAAAAUCUAAUUUUAGGAUAUAAGAAUAGCAAAGAUUAUGAAUAGCAAACUAAAGAGCAGUAGGGUACUAGGUCUAUGAAUAACCUUCACUAGGCCUAAUAGGCUUCUCAAAAUAUUUAAUAUUAACAAUUAUAAAGAAGCUAUUAAAAGGAAUAGGUAUCUGCAUUUAAUCCAAACACUGGUAGCAAUAUGAAAAAUGAUAAUAGUUUAAAUUAAUCAAACGAUUAUGUUAUUGCAAAUUCUGCUUAAAAGAAUCAAAAUACGAGUAGUUACUACUAGAAUUUGUAGACUAAUUAACAUAUUUCAGCUGCUGAUUUCUUAGUUAUGAAUGGUAAUAAAAUUACCUGUGGAAAUGCCAAUUGUAAUUGUAGUGAAAGUAGCUGGGCUUUAGUCAGAGAUUAUCUCAAGCAAUUAAAGUAGUUAUCAAGCGAGCAUCUAUUUACUAGUCAAGAAAAUAAAAGACUCUUAGAAUAAAACUAAGAGUUGCUUAAUGAGAAUUUAAAUUUAAAGAAUUAGAUUAGCAUUAUGGAGCAAAAGAUGGUUUUAUAUGAAAAAGAAAAUAUGAAUAAAUUGAAUAGCAAUAAAGAAAAAAUAAAAUCUUUAGAAAUUUUCAACAAAGAUUUAUUUAAUAAAAUUACAUAUUACGAGCAAGCUAUUCUUAAUUAUGAGCAAGAGCUAAAAAAUGUCAGGCAAGAAUGUUACUAAAAGAUUUAACAAGUAGAAGAUGAAAAGGAAUAUUUAAAACAGAACUUGGAAACUCUGCAUGACACCAUGAAUGAUGCUAUUGCCUCUAGUGAAGAAAGAUAUAAAUCUAAAAUAGAAAGCAAAAAUAGUAAAAUUAAAUAGCUCAAACAUCAAGCUAAUACUGAUAAAAACCUUAUUGAAAGCUAUCAGACAGAGCUUGUUCAGCUUCAAACAGAAAACAAGCAACUUAAAGAUGACUUGGAGUCUCUCUAGUAGGCAUACACCUAAUAGCAGUAUGAAAAUGAAGAUACCCUUCAUAAAUUUUAGAUGCAAGAAAUAGAAUUACAAGCUUCUUACAAAUUAUGUGAAGAACUAAGAAAGAAAAAUGAAGAAUUAUAAAAUCACAUUGCUUUAUUAAUAAACAAUUAAUAAUUUGAAGGAGAAGAUAAAUUGAAAGCUUAUUAACAAAUAAAUUAGUAGUAAAUUUCUUAACUUUAUAAUGAAAACUAAGAUUUGAGAAAGGAGCUCCAAGAGUGGCAAGAAAAAGCUUAAGUUUUGAAAGAAGGCAUAGAAAUGGAAACUGAAAAGAGCUCAACUUUAAUCAAAAAUCUCCUAAUUCAUAUGAAAACACUAAUUGAGACUAAGGGGAAAGAAGAUAUUGAAGAGCAGGAAAGCCCCUAUUUUACUUAAUAGUACAUGCAAUUAGACAUAUUUGAAGAAGUUAGAUCUUAAAUUAUUAAAUUGAUAAGUUCUAGACACUCUCUCAAAAAGAAAAAGAAAGCUUUGCAACAAAAAAAUGAUGAUUUAAAAGAAUAAAUAGAAGAUCUCUAAAAUACUUUGCAUUAAGUUGUCAAUGAAAGAUAAGAAGAAAUCAUUCAAAAUGAACAAUAACAAAUAUAAUUGCAGCUUCUUUAAUAACAACAGCAACUUGAUUAACAUUUACUAUAACAAAAUUAAAUGUAAAAUAGGUAAAACUUAGAAGAAAUUUAAUAGCAAACACAAAUAAAUUCUGCUUAAUCAACUCCUAUUUCACAGUUCCAAAGAAUUUCUGUUAAAACAGCUAUUCCUCAAUCCUCUUAUCACAAUUAACAGUUAAUUAAUGCAUAGAAUUGGAUUGAAGACUCAACUGUGCAACAAAAUAGAGGAUCUCAAAUGAUAUCCUUCUAAAAUCCAAAUUUGAACAACUCUCAAAAUAAGAUCUCUAAUGUUGAUUUAUAAUAAAUAAGAAGGAGUGUAGCUCAAAAUGUCAACAAUAUAAGUUUAAAUUAAGAUAAUUAAUAAAACAUGAUAAAUCCUUAGUUGAUUAACAGUUAAGAAAGCGAUUAUGCUAGAUAUUAAAGCCAAAUUGACGAAAUCUUAACACUUAAGGAUACUCACUAUACCACUAUAAUUAAUGAUUUGCAAAAGCAAUAAACAGAAGCAAACAAUAACACUAGCUGUAUAGUUUAUAUCCUCUGUAAAAUUAUUUAAAAUCAUUAAUAGAGAAUAGCUAGACUCAACGCUCUUUUAAAAUAACAAACAUAAAUUGUUUUUGCCUUUACAGAUUCCUAUAAAAUUUCAAAAUAAGCAGAAGAAAAACCUAAAAAGUUGCUAUAAAAAUUAAAAAAUGUUUUUAAUUAAGCAAUAUUCAUUAGUAGACUAAAGAAUGCAUCCAUAAAUAGUAUUUCAAAAGGAAGAUCAUCAUUAAAAUUGUUGUCUCUAAAUUUAGCUAACUUAAAUAAUGGACAAGGCUUAAAGAAAUAUGUUACUAGUAUGAUUAAAGACCUAGAAGGUGAUUUUGGUUUAUACAGUUCAAUAAAAUAAAUUGUAGAAGGUAGUACAUAGCUAGAAAGCAAUCUCUCGUUAUAAAUAGUUAAAUUUUAGCAAAAUAAAUUUGAUUAGCUCAUAAAUCUGAUUGAUGAAAAAUAGAAAGAUUACUAAAAUUAAUUUCCUAUCUUUUUGAGUUAAACUCAAACAAAGCAAGUUAAAAUUAACUAAUAGUAAAGUGAAAGAUAAAAGCACUCUUAAUAAUCAAGCAAAAUAGGCGAAUCUGUUGAAGGCAGUGGAAGAAAGAAUGAUAUAAUGAAUGAGAAGGAAAUCAUAGAAACAGAAAAUAUCUAGCUCAAAAACCUAAUAGUAAAUUUAAAGGAAGAAAAUGAGGAAAUAAGAAACAAAAUUUAAGAGUAAACUAGAAACUAUGCUAAGGUAAUCGAAAACUAUGAAUUUCAGAUAUAAAAGCUACAAAACGAAAAUGAAAUACACCUCGAAAAAAACAGUAAGUUGAUAGAUAUGAUAGAUCCAAAGAAUAGAGCAAUUUUAGAGUAAUAACCAUUUUUAAAUGACAUUUAAUACGACGAUUUUUUGGAUUCCUAAGAUUAAAAUAUUAACGAUAUCAUUCCUAUUUCCACAAAUCCAAAACUCGAUGAAAACAAAGAACAAACAAACUGA
Messenger RNA from Tetrahymena thermophila SB210, 3387 nucleotides. RefSeq lists its product as hypothetical. The record is from RefSeq and is a predicted model, not a curated record. NCBI's taxonomy places the organism in Eukaryota, Ciliophora, Oligohymenophorea, Hymenostomatida, Tetrahymenidae. The transcript has 2 exons.